AUGAUAAGUUCAAGGGUGAAUACUCGAGUUUGGCAGAGAUCAAUUUCUCUUUUGAGCCCACAAGCGGCCAAGACGGAGAGUACUGUUGUAAGUAGAGAGAAGACAUAUAUCGAGAAUUUAAGCAAGGAUAUUGCCACUUCCCGUUUCAAGCUAGUAGACGAAAACGGUAAGAUCGCAUCUAUCACUGUGCAACCGGAUAUUCCAAUUUGUAUUAAAAAGGACUGCCUAGUUUCCAUUCACAAUUUGAACCAUCUCUCCCUCUCCUAUAAAUGGCUCAACUUUUGGUCGAACUUGAUUAAAUUUCGUUCAUUUAAGUCCUCAUUGUUUCAUAGAAUUAUCGGAUCCUCCAGUUUGGAAAUUCUGGCUGCCCCAAACUUUGAAACGUCGGGAAGACCUUUCAAUUCUUCAAGAAGCUUGUCUGUACUAAAUCUGACUGGGACAAAGGAUUGGAAUGUAUUUGGCAAAGAUUCAAUAAUCGCGUUUGAACAGAACUCUAGUCUGGAAAUCAAAUCGCCUAUCUUUCCCACCGCAAGGUCUUUGGUCUCGAGCUCAGCAAAGUCACGACUACCACGGAAAUUUCAAAUUCUAAAUGGGAGAGGAAAUGUAUUAGUAUGUGGAGGUGGAUCGGUCUAUUCGAUUGAGUUAAUUGAUGAGAGUGACAAAAUACUGGUUAAUUCCAGAAACAUUUUGGCCAUUAACGGCCAAAGUCAAUUGGAUAUUGCAAAUUCAGUCGAGAGACAAGAAUUACACGUGGAAAGCGCGUACGUCGGAGAUACAAGUAAUGAUAAGGUAGUACCUAAAUUUAUCAAGAACCAAACGCUAAAAUCUGCUUACGGACACUCUGUUCGAUUUUUCAAAAGAAUGGGUAGUUGGAUCCGAAACCAGUACGAAAAAAGAUACAUUUAUGGUAUCGACUCGUAUUUUAUGAAGGUAAAGGGUCCAAGAACAAUCUUGAUUCAAACGCAUGAAAUGACAACAUCGAAAGAUAAUAUUCUAACUAAAUUAACAUCCAAGGGCCACGUCAAGAAGAGCAACGGGAACGAUAACGAUGUCAAUUUAGAGGAAGAAGUGGCUAAUGAUGUUAAUUCAAAGAUCAUCGAGCUUGCCAACAGGCCCUCAUUGUUUAUUGCGACCGUCUCACAGAAUGGAAAGGUUGAUUUUCAAAGUACUUCGAAGUUCAUAUAA
This is a messenger RNA of Saccharomyces paradoxus, 1185 nucleotides long. RefSeq names its product Aim24p (gene AIM24). NCBI's taxonomy places the organism in Eukaryota, Fungi, Ascomycota, Saccharomycetes, Saccharomycetales, Saccharomycetaceae. The coding region runs from base 1 to 1185 and encodes 394 amino acids. The record is from RefSeq and is a predicted model, not a curated record. Gene Ontology annotation, cellular component: mitochondrial inner membrane. Gene Ontology annotation, biological process: inner mitochondrial membrane organization. The transcript has a single exon.